Messenger RNA from Amorphotheca resinae ATCC 22711, 1811 nucleotides. RefSeq lists its product as hypothetical. The transcript has a single exon. Lineage: Eukaryota; Fungi; Ascomycota; Leotiomycetes; Helotiales; Amorphothecaceae. Bases 1 to 1683 code for a protein of 560 amino acids. The record is from RefSeq and is a predicted model, not a curated record.
AUGUGGUCUUCUAUCGGUCUUGCUGUUUGCCUUAUCCCUCUCGCAGUUGCUGCCCCAGCCCAUGAGAGGCGAGGUACUCCAACUGUCGAGCUUGAAUAUGCUACCGUCGUCGGGUCUAGUCUUCUCGGCGUUGACUCGUUCAAAGGAAUCCCAUACGCAGAGCCUCCAAUUGGCCCAUUACGACUGAAACCACCCCAGCCCAUUACUACCCAUCUCGGGACUGUGCAGGCUACAGGUAUACCUCGAGGAUGCCCACAAAUGCUUAUUGGGACCAACACGGGCAACCUUCCUGAGAACGUUGUUGGGGAACUGCUGAACGAUCAGUUCUUCCAGACUGUGACUGAUGCCGGGGAGGAUUGCCUCACAAUCAACGUCCAAAGACCGUCAUCGGCGAAUGCAGACUCCAAGUUACCGGUCGUUUUCUGGAUAUUUGGAGGGGGGUUUGAACUUGGGUCUACCCAGAUUUACGAUGGUACCGGAUUGAUCUCGACUUCUGUUGCGCAAGGAAAAGAUAUUAUCUAUGUCGCUGUGAAUUAUCGGGUAGGUGGAUUUGGCUUUAUGCCAGGUGCGGAGAUCCUCAAGGACGGAGCAGCAAAUCUCGGCCUGUUAGACCAACGUCUCGGUCUACAAUGGGUAGCCGACAAUAUCGCUCAAUUUGGAGGUGAUCCAUCGAAGGUCACCAUCUGGGGAGAAUCUGCUGGAUCAAUCUCAGUGCUGGACCAAAUGAUCUUGUACAAUGGCAACAAUACGUAUAAAGGCAAACCACUUUUCCGGGCAGGAAUCAUGGAUAGCGGAAGUGUUAUUCCUGCCGACCCGGUGGACUGUCCCAAAGGCCAAGUGGUAUACGACCAAGUUGUUUCCGCGGCUGGAUGCUCCGGUGCAUCAGAUACUCUCGAAUGUCUUCGCAGAAUCGACUACACCACAUUUCUCAACGCCGCGAAUUCUGUGCCUGGAAUAGUUGGUUACAACUCGGUUGCUCUCUCCUAUCUUCCUCGCCCUGACGGAGUUGUCAUGACCGACUCCCCAGAUAUCCUGGUCGAGAAUGGGCAAUAUGCUAAGGUUCCCUUCAUCGUCGGCGACCAAGAAGACGAGGGAACUCUGUUCUCACUCCUACAAUCCAACAUCUCAACCACGGAAGAUUUAGUUAACUAUCUCAGCACAAUCUUCUUCCAUGACGCGAGCAUAGAGCAACUCGAAGACCUUGUCGCCACAUACCCCGACGAUCCCUCCGCCGGCUCACCAUUCAACACAGGCCCGCUAUACGAGCUCUACCCACAAUUCAAACGCCUGGCUGCCAUUCUCGGAGACCUAACUUUUACUUUAACACGCCGUGUCUUCCUCAACAUCGCCAGCAAAGUCUCCCCCGACGUACCCUCAUGGUCCUACCUCGCAUCUUACGAUAAUGUCAUACCGUUCCUCGGAACUUUUCACGGCUCCGAUUUGCUGGCGAUAUAUGGUCUCACGCCUGGCAUCCCGGCUCACACUAUUCAAUCAUAUUAUAUCAGCUUUAUUAAUACCAUGGAUCCGAACGAGGGGACGGUGGGCGAGAUUGAGUGGCCGCAGUGGAGCGAGGGACAGGAGUUGCUGCAUUUAAAAGCCUUGACGAAUUCCCUGCUGCCGGAUACGUUUAGGAAUGAGAGUUGUGCAUAUAUCACUGCUCAUAAAGAUGUGCUACAUAUCUAGGCUUUUGAGCAGAAGGAAUGUAGGACCUGGCUGGAUGUUGGCAAGAAAUAAUGGUUUUGUCACUAGGUAGGCUCGGUAUGCUAUUUUAUAUGCUUGCAGACUAUUAUCUUAAUUUAUCGUGAAUAAUC